Salvia splendens (bonfire salvia) is the source of this 1500-nucleotide messenger RNA. RefSeq names its product putative late blight resistance protein homolog R1B-16. Gene Ontology annotation, molecular function: ADP binding. NCBI's taxonomy places the organism in Eukaryota, Viridiplantae, Streptophyta, Magnoliopsida, Lamiales, Lamiaceae. The transcript is spliced from 3 exons. The record is from RefSeq and is a predicted model, not a curated record. The coding region runs from base 1 to 1500 and encodes 499 amino acids.
AUGUGGACAAAGCUGGAGAUCAUCCCCGUCGUUGGUAUGGGUGGAGUAGGUAAAACCACUCUUGCCCGAAAGCUUUAUGAAGAUCCUUCCAUUAUUUCUCACUUUGAAUAUGCUCGUGCUUGGGCCACAAUCUCACAAGAUUACAAUAUACCACAAAUUCUCUUAAGCCUUCUUAGUUGCAUAAUCAAAAAAGAAGAAUUUGAUAAACAUAAGGAAAAGGGAACACAUGAGUUAAAAGAUAUGCUGUAUAAGAGAUUGUAUGGUAGAAAGUACUUGAUUGUAUUAGAUGAUAUAUGGAGCACCAAAUUCUGGGAUGAGAUAAGGAUGUACUUCCCAGAUAACAACAACGGGAGUCGCAUUGUGAUCACCACUAGGGAAUCUGAUGUGGCAAACUAUGCUAGCUCUUCGAGUCUGCAACAUCGUGUUCAGCUGCUUGGUGAGUCUGAAAGUUGGAAUCUGCUUCACCAACUUGUGUUUGGAAAAGAGGAGUGCCCUCUUGUAUUACAAGAGAUUGGUCAAAAGAUCGCUAAGGAUUGCGAUGGGCUUCCUCUAUCCAUAAGUGUGAUUGGAGGGCUACUAUCUAAGAUAGAAAGAUCAGAAGAUGUUUGGAGGAAAAUUGGGGACAAUCUCUCUGAGUUAAGAAAGGUCAAGGUGUAUGGGUUAGAGUUGCUAAAAGACGAGGAAAUGAAGUAUAGUGUUAUGAAGAAGCUGCAAAGGAUUUCAUUGACUAAGCUGACCGAAGAGGAAUCAAGUUGGGAUGAUUUCUUCAAAAGCAUUCCAAAUGUCAAAAGGUUGCUAAUUGAUGAUGAACUCCGAAGGAAAGCCCAGACACUUUAUCUUAGACAUCUUGACAAACUCGAAAUAUUAAUAUGCAAAUGUUUUUCUGCCGUAGACAGUCCUGACGGUUCUCAUUGCCGUUUCUUAGUUAAAUUUCCUGGUCAUAUCAGAAAACUAGUUCUGGAUGCGUGUGUACUGACUUCAAGAGUGUCGAGGACUCUGUGUGCACUACAUAAGCUGGAAGAGCUCACGAUCGAAGCAUGUCUUUUUUUAAGCGAGAUGAGAUCUAAAGAAGAGGUAGAGUGGGAGGUAGAAGAUGGGGAGGUCUUCAGUUCACUGCAGUUUCUAUCUCUUGGAAGUUUGUUUUUUGUCCGUUGGAUAGCCGAUGAGACCAACUUCCCUAGACUCCGCCACCUCUAUGUAAAAGACAGCUUACAACUAGAGGAAAUCCCUAGCAGCAUUGGAGAUGUCCCAACACUCCAACUAAUCGAUUUACAAGAUUGCACCGAAUCCGUAGUGGCAUCAGCAGAAAGGAUUGUGGAGGAGCAAUCUGAUUAUGGCAACGAUAUCAAACUCUGUAUCUCAGAAACCCCCAAUCGGCAGCGACCACACUUCCAAAAGGAGUCGGAUGCCUCGACAGCACAACCAGAGGAGGGUGAUGACGACUCAGAGAAUGAAGACCUCUCUGCAUCAAAGUCAACGGCUCCACCUUGGCGACUAUGA